UUUAUGGUUUUCACUGUAGAAAAACAACAUGGCUGCAGCUGAUACUCCUCAAACUCAGACCGGUGUUCCUAAAACCAGCAACGGCCCUGCUGGACAAUACGACAAGAAAUGCAUUUUCUGCAAGAUCGUCAACAAUGAAAUUGGCACGGAACUUCUCCACUGUGAUGAAGACAUCUCGUGCUUCAGGGACAUCAGACCGGGAGCUCCUCACCACUACCUUGUUGUUCCAACUCGACAUAUUGGUAACUGUAAAUCACUUAGCAAAGAACAUGUGCCACUGGUAAAGCGAAUGGUUGAAACAGGAAAAAAGGUUCUACAGAAAAACAAUGUGACCGAUCUCAGUGAUAUCAGGUUGGGUUUCCAUUGGCCUCCAUUUUGUUCUGUAGCACAUCUUCACCUUCAUGUCCUAGCGCCUGCCAGUCAAAUGGGCUUCACGUCUCGACUCUUUUACCGACUUAAUUCCUAUUGGUUUAUCACAGCGGAUCAGCUGAUCGAACUUCUUACCUUAAAAGAAGAAACAAGUUGAUGACUUCAGACCAUUUCUUGCCAUGCAGAUCCCAUUUUGCUCCACACACACCUAUGCUGCUGUCAGUAGGAACACAUUCAAUAACAUUUGCAGUAAAUAAGUGACCACUCCAGGCCAGGCUCUAGGUCGCACAGAGACUGUUGUGACUUGGAGGUAAAACAUUGUUUCCUUGCUGCUUGAGAUUUCUAGGGAAUUAUGUUGUUAUAAAUCAUGUGGCAAAAAGAUAUAGAUCUCAUGAUACCAAUUAUAUAAAAAAUUAUAUAGUUAAACAUUAACCCUAUACAGUUUAGGGACCAAGUGAUUAUUUAAAAUCAAUGCAACAAAGGAAACUGAAUUGUACUUUAUUGUACUUAAUGUUGAAAUCAAAGAAAUGUUUCAAAAUCUUACUGUGACAAAAAUGUCAUGAUGCACCUGGUUUCUUGCAUGUGAUGUUUUUGUCAACUGUAAAAAAUAAUAUUCUGCAUAAAAGUAUUGUGAAAACAUACAAAAUGAGCAGCUAUUUAUAAAAAGGCACACAGUGACACAUUCAUAAAUCAAGGCUGAGUGACAAUGAAAUGAAAGAGCAGUGAAAUCAAUGUGUUUUUUUUCCUCAUCUCAUGUUUGAUCUAAUGCAAUGUCUAACAGUGUUAUAAUACAAAGUAUAUGAGCAAAUAGAGGUUGUGCAUGUGAAUUAAAUACACUGUAAUUAUAUGGACUUUGACAAGUGCUAAUUUAAAGGUAAAUAAUUUA
Molecule: messenger RNA, 1255 nt
Organism: Cynoglossus semilaevis (tongue sole)
Lineage: Eukaryota; Metazoa; Chordata; Actinopteri; Pleuronectiformes; Cynoglossidae
Gene: hint3
Product: histidine triad nucleotide binding protein 3
Exons: 5
Coding region: 29-526 (165 amino acids)
Molecular function (GO): catalytic activity
Source: RefSeq, a predicted model, not a curated record